Marasmius oreades (fairy-ring Marasmius) is the source of this 2106-nucleotide messenger RNA. RefSeq lists its product as uncharacterized. Lineage: Eukaryota; Fungi; Basidiomycota; Agaricomycetes; Agaricales; Marasmiaceae. The transcript is spliced from 5 exons. The record is from RefSeq and is a predicted model, not a curated record. Bases 63 to 1895 code for a protein of 610 amino acids.
CGGACUUUCUUUCAGACUACCCUUAGGGAUUUGCAGCCUUCUUCCUCCCUUCCACGCUCAUUAUGACUCAGACUUCGUCGAUGGGCCCUCCUUUAUCUCCUCGUGAGAUAAGGCGCUCCGGUCGUCGUUCUGCUCCUUCAGUAUCUACUUCAAACUCAAAAUCCCCAGACUCAGACCCUCCGCAACGUCCUCCAAUCGUUUCCUCUGGCAGCGGUGGUAGUCGUAACAAGCGUCUGAAACAAGAAGAUGUCGACGAGUCGGUUGUCUCUGUCAACUCAAAUCCAACUUCGAACGGUCGCGGAAAGCGAAGGUCGAAGGAAAAACCGGCUCAACACCAACAACCCCCGGAGCAAGUUACAGACACUGUUGUUACUGAUCUCCCUGUAACGCAAUCUGAGGAAGAGGAAGAACAAGGUAUUACGCGUUGUGUAUGCUCAAGUACUGGAGAGGACGACCCGGAUGCUGGCGAAUUUAUGGUUCAAUGCGAGACUUGUAAAGUCUGGCAGCAUGGCUUGUGUAUGGGAUUCGAGUCCGAAGAUCAAUUGCACGACGAUGACUAUUAUUGCGAACAAUGUCGACCAGAACUGCACACAGAAUUGUUGAAAAAACUCUCCAAAAGAGCUCGCCAGUCAUCAACUACUUCUCAUCACACCGCUGUGCCCACAUCGUCUACCACAUUCAGGUCGCAUUCACCCACUCACACGAGCAAGCAACCUUCCAAACGUCGAAACACGAUGAACAGCAGAGAUGCCGCCUUUGAUGAGAACUUGAAGGAGAUUCUAGAGUCUUCGGCGGCAGAAGCAGGAACAGGUUUAGAGACCGCAAGUUUAGUGUCCAACAAUGGGAACGCCUUAACUUCACCUCCUGAUGCCGAGGAUUCGGUGGAGACGGCUCCAAAUAACCGGAAAAAGAGGAAACGUGCUGAUAAUGAUCCUGCACCUGUCAAAAAACGUACCAGGUCUAUGUCGACAGCUUCGGACCAUCCUGCUGCAGUACCGUCCCUCACUCCACGCGAAGAGACUCCUACUUUACCGAAAGCUCCUACUACAAAUACUACGAUGCAGAAGCCCCCAGGACGAAAUAAACGCGGUGGACGUAAAGCCGCAACAACGAUAGAGCCAGCGGUCGAUGGAGAGGGAGUACCUAUUCAGACUUCUAAGAGGCAAGGAAAUGGUGGCCGGAACAAAAAUGUUGGUGGAAAUAAACGUCCACCCCAGUCAACAGCCGGCGUGGGAUCCCACGAUUCGCGUCGUGGUCAAGCGAAUACCAACAGCAAUCAAAAUGCAGGGUCAAACGCGACAGAUAACUCACGUGCGCAUCGUAACACACACGCUUACGUUGUUUCCCAACAGCCACUUUUCACAUCUUGGAACCUGCCUGAUUAUCUUGCUCACUUGGAGGCCGUACUUCCCACGAAUGUUCCUAAACCGCUAGAGGUUGUGUCUGGUAUCACCGGUCGAGGGGAAAGCAUAGAAAGGACGACAGAACGAGGUGUUAAGGUGAAAUGGCCAAGUAAAAGAAUGAGCGUUGUGGACAUGAACAAGAGAGUGCGUGCAUUGGUCGAAUGGGUUGGGAGAGAACAAGCUAGUGCUUCAGAAAGGGCAAGGCGACGAGAGUUUUUAGAGAACGCGUUGAAGGAGAACGCUCUACUGGAUAAAGAGGCAGAGACAUCUGGAGCAGGCAGUGAUACGAUGGUCCUAGACUCGGGGCCACGUAGUGCCUCACCAUCUGCAAUACAGUCUUGUCAUGAAGAUGUCCUGCUGUCAGGGGGGGAGUCCGAGCACACCUCGUUGAUGAAGGAUAUGGAGAAGCUCAUGACGGAUUUGAUUACAUUCCAAGAACGUUUUGGGCCAGGCGUGAAGGCACGGGACAGGGAAAGAAGGCAUGCUUCUUAGCAUCGCUUCUCUUUAUAUCUUGUACUUUCCCGACCUUGCACUACACAACUGUUACUAUCGUAUUCCUGUAUUUUAUGAUCGUCAUCCCCAGCCUAUCUAAAACUGCUAUCGUAUACUUCAUAUUCCAGUAUAUCGGGGCUUCUGACCUCUUCGCCUUUCAAUGGUCCCAUGAUCAUUCAUACUCUAUGCCAUUCUCAUUCCAUUCGCAACG